Messenger RNA from Penicillium verhagenii, 1785 nucleotides. Its product is annotated as dolichyl-P-Glc:Man(9)GlcNAc(2)-PP-dolichol alpha-1,3-glucosyltransferase ALG6. Gene Ontology annotation, biological process: protein N-linked glycosylation. Bases 1 to 1785 code for a protein of 594 amino acids. Gene Ontology annotation, cellular component: endoplasmic reticulum membrane. Gene Ontology annotation, molecular function: dolichyl pyrophosphate Man9GlcNAc2 alpha-1,3-glucosyltransferase activity. NCBI's taxonomy places the organism in Eukaryota, Fungi, Ascomycota, Eurotiomycetes, Eurotiales, Aspergillaceae. The record is from RefSeq and is a predicted model, not a curated record. The transcript has 3 exons.
AUGGCCCCUCCCACUCCCUCCUCCCAUCGCCCGCGCAAGAAGAGAAAGACGCCCACGGCUCCCGGCUCCAAUAACAACCUCAUAUUAGACAACGGAGACGGAAAUCAAUCGCCAGCAUUCCCGUUGGUCUCAUUUCUUUGGGCAGCACGAGCAGGUGUCUCGCAAUGGCUGAUCUUGCCACUUACUCUUAUGGCUGUCGGUCUCUUCCGAUGGGCCGUCAGUCUAUGGGGUUACUCAGGCUUCCAGGUUCCUCCUAUGCAUGGGGACUUUGAAGCGCAAAGACAUUGGAUGGAAAUCACCUCCCACUUGCCCAUGUCUAAAUGGUAUCUUUACGAUUUGCCAUACUGGGGCCUCGAUUACCCGCCAUUGACCGCAUACCACAGUUGGCUCCUUGGAAAGAUUGGCACCGCUAUUGAGCCUGCUUGGUUCGCCCUCGACGAAUCCCGCGGUUUCGAAAGCCCGGACCUCAAAGUUUACAUGCGUGCCACUGUCGUGGUAUCCGAAUACCUGAUUUAUGUUCCUGCUGUUGUCAACUUUCUUCGUCGCUAUACCCGCAUGCAUGGUGUGCAUGCUUGGUCUGCCUCUAUUGCUCUCGUCGCAAUCCUGCUCCAGCCGGCUACUAUCCUUAUCGACCAUGGCCACUUUCAGUACAAUACUGUUAUGCUAGGAUUGAUGGUUGCAAGCUUGGAUGCGAUCAUGGCUGGCCGCAUGCUUUGGGCUUGUAUCUUUUUUGUGGGUGCCCUGGGCUUCAAGCAGAUGGCUCUCUACUAUGCCCCGGUCAUGUUCGCGUAUCUUCUGGGCGUUUGCGUUUUCCCACGGAUCAAUAUCCCACGCCUCAUCAACAUUUCUCUCAUUACAGCCGCGGCAUUUGCUCUACUUUUUGCCCCCCUCUUGCUUGGCGCGACGAGUAUCGAGGCCCGAAAGGAAUUUGCAUCCGCACCACAGCCACCUCUGCUGCAGUCGCUUCCAAUUUCUUUGGAUAAGAAUUCCGUGGCAUAUGCACUGUUGUUCCAGCUAACCCAGACUAUUCAUCGCAUUUUCCCUUUUGCUCGUGGCCUGUUUGAGGACAAGGUCGCCAAUGCUUGGUGCGCGAUUCAUACAUUCUACAAGUUGCAUCACUUUGAUACUUCCUUGCUCCAGCGGGCGUCUCUUGGUGCCACCUUGGGCUCGAUCAUCAUUCCCUGUGGUAUCAUUUUCCGCCACCCUCGGGCUUCUCUCCUACUCCCUGCUUUAUCCUGCGUCUCGUGGGGAUUCUUCCUGUUUUCUUUCCAAGUACACGAAAAGAGCGUCCUUCUUCCUCUUCUCCCCAUGACUCUCUCGCUUGCCGGCGAUGGUGGAUUGAGCAAAGAAAACCGCGCCUGGGUUGGCUGGGCUAACGUUCUUGGCUCCUGGACCAUGUUUCCCCUCUUGAAGCGUGAGGAGCUCCGCAUGCCUUACGCCGUCAUCACCCUUCUCUGGGCGUAUCUACUCGGUCUGCCCCCACUCUCUAUAGAGACAUAUCGGAGCCGUUCAUCUCCGGAAGAUCCCAACUCCAACUUCGAACUGAAUGUUUUUACCAAACUUCUGCACAUCAUGUUCUAUAUUGUCAUGGCUGCUUGGCAUGUCGGUGAAGCGUUUGUUCCUCCUCCUCCUGGAAAGCCGGACCUGUGGGUUGUACUCAACGCCCUUGUUGGGGCAGGUGGAUUUGGAAUCGCUUAUCUCUGGUGCAUGUGGAAGUUGGUUACACAAUGCCGUCAAAUUGACCGCCGAGGGGCCGAAGAGGAAAUUCGAAAGAAGAAGCAGUGA